AUGAGAGAGAUUGGUGCCGCCUUCUGGGAAACCAUUUGUGGCGAGCACGGAUUAGACAACAACGGAAACUACCAUGGAGACGACGGAAUCCAAAAGGCAAAGUUGGACGUGUACUUCAACGAAGCCUCCUCGGGCAAAUACGUUCCACGUGCGGUUCUUGUAGACUUGGAGCCUGGAACUAUCGACAGCGUCAAGGCCUCGCGUAUCGGAAACUUGUUCCGUCCAGACAACUAUAUUUUCGGUCAAUCGUCCGCCGGAAAUGUUUGGGCCAAGGGACAUUACACUGAGGGUGCUGAAUUGGUCGACUCCGUCAUGGAAGUGGUCAGAAGAGAGGCCGAAGGCUGUGACUCUUUGCAAGGUUUCCAGAUCACUCACUCCUUAGGUGGAGGUACUGGUUCCGGUAUGGGUACUUUGUUGAUUUCCAGAAUCAGAGAGGAGUUUCCUGACAGAAUGAUGGCCACUUUCUCUGUGGUCCCUUCGCCAAAGGUGUCCGAUACCGUCAUCGAGCCUUAUAACGCAACCUUGUCUGUCCACCAGUUGGUUGAGAACUCCGAUGAGACCUUCUGUAUCGAUAACGAGGCCUUGUACAACAUUUGUCAGAAGACCUUGAAGUUGCCUCAGCCAAACUACGACCAAUUAAAUAACUUGGUGUCCAGCGUUAUGUCCGGUGUUACCACCUCGUUGCGUUACCCUGGCCAGUUGAACUCCGAUUUGAGAAAAUUGGCCGUUAACUUAGUUCCUUUCCCAAGAUUGCACUUCUUCAUGGUUGGUUAUGCUCCAUUGACCUCAAUCGGUUCCAAGUCCUUCAGAUCUUUGACUGUUCCAGAGUUGACCCAGCAAAUGUUCGAUGCCAAGAACAUGAUGGCUGCUUCCGAUCCAAGAAACGGUCGUUACUUGACUGUUGCUGCUUUCUUCAGAGGUAACGUCUCAGUCAAGGAGGUUGAUGACGAGAUGCUUAAGGUCCAAACCAGAAAUGCAGACUACUUCGUUGAGUGGAUUCCAAACAACGUGCAGACUGCCGUUUGUUCUGUUCCACCAAGAGACUUGGACAUGUCAGCCACUUUCAUUGGUAACUCCACCUCCAUUCAGGAAUUGUUCAAGAGAGUUGGAGACCAAUUCAGUGCUAUGUUCAGAAGAAAGGCUUUCUUACAUUGGUACACAUCAGAAGGUAUGGACGAGAUGGAGUUCACUGAGGCUGAGUCCAACAUGAACGACUUGGUGAGUGAAUACCAGCAGUACCAAGAGGCAGGUGUAGAGGAUGAUGAAGAAUUGGAUUACGGCGCCGAGGAAGUCCCAUUGGCUGACAACAUGGACUAA
This is a messenger RNA of Sungouiella intermedia, 1317 nucleotides long. Lineage: Eukaryota; Fungi; Ascomycota; Pichiomycetes; Serinales; Metschnikowiaceae. The record is from the annotation of a GenBank genome assembly.